CUUGAUGUCAUUCUGAGCAGCUGGGGCGGCCGGUGCAGGCAGGCGGAGCGCACGGAGCUCCCGGCCCCCUUCCCGCCGCCCGCCAGCGCCCCCCAGAGCCGGGAGCGGGGCCCCCCUCAGUCGCAGGGGCCACACGGGGAAGGGGGGACCGGCAGCAGCUCCGGCAGGGCUCUCCUUCCUUUACCUCCCUGCGAUUGCUCCCCAGGACCCAGGCGCUCGGAGCUCCCCGCACGCACCCCGAGCCCGGGCUCAGCCCCAGCCCUGGCCCCGGCCCUGGCCCCAGCCCCGGGAGGGGGGGGGUGCGUGCAGUGGGGAAUGCCCCAGCGCCUGCAGGGGACCCCCUGGCCUCGGGCUUCCUCAGCUGGGGCGAACACCCAGGGGUGCUGCCUCUCCGCUCUCUACCCCAGGCCGAAGCGGGGCCGGACCCUUGCCGUGCACCCCCGGCCCUGAGGGGGGCUCUAGCUGAGGGUCCCACCCAGCCUCAGGGGGCCCCCCACACCUGGGUGCCUGGGAGGUGAGUGAGUGGCCCUGCCUCCAGCUUUGGGGAGAGAAUAUGGGAGUCUUCCUCCUUACCCACACUCCGACCUCAGAGGAAGAUUAACCAGUUCCCUCCCUCGUCUUUCUCUCUCUUUCUCCCCUACUCUGGCUCCCGUCCUCCCCCCUUCCCCCAUCUAUCUUUCCACUGCCUCAAUUUCUACAUCCAGGAUCAUUCUACCUCGACUUCCCCACAAUAAGAACUCCAUAACCAGCUUCUCCCGCCCCUCCCCCAAGGGCCUGACACCUGAGGACCCCCCUCUUCUAGCUGCCCCCCAGGGACUGACUGGUUACUUGGUGGGACCCUUGGGGGGUGGCAAAGGGAGUAAUACUUGUACCAGAGCCCCUCCUCACCAGGAACAUAUCCUGGCCAGGAUGGGUCAGCCAGGGGCUCCCUGCUAGCCAGGACUUUACCCAGCAUCCUCUUGGCAGAGUGGGUAUCUGGUGGGGGGGGCUUUGACUUCUUCCCCCCUUUGCCCCCUGACGCUGCUGCCCCCCUUAGUCACCAUGGACACCAAGCUGCCCCCAGCGAGCACCCCAACCAGCCCUUCCUCCCCGGGGCUAUCUCCAGUCCCCCCACCGGACAAAGUAGAUGGCUUCUCUCGGCGGUCCCUCCGGCGGGCCCGGCCCAGGCGCUCCCACAGCUCUUCCCAGUUCCGAUACCAGAGUAACCAACAGGAACUCACACCCCUGCCACUGCUCAAGGAUGUACCAGCCUCCGAGCUCCAUGAUCUGCUGAGCCGGAAGCUGGCCCAGUGUGGGGUCCUCUUCGAUUUCCUGGACUGUGUGGCCGACUUGAAGGGGAAGGAGGUGAAGCGAGCGGCCCUCAACGAACUGGUGGAGUGUGUGGGAGGCACCCGGGGUGUCCUCAUUGAGCCGGUGUACCCCGAUAUCAUCCGCAUGAUCUCGGUGAAUAUCUUCCGGACGCUGCCACCCAGUGAGAAUCCUGAGUUUGACCCUGAAGAGGAUGAACCCAACCUAGAACCUUCCUGGCCACACCUGCAGCUGGUCUAUGAAUUUUUUCUACGUUUCUUGGAAAGUCCAGACUUCCAACCCUCAGUGGCCAAGAGAUAUGUGGAUCAGAAGUUUGUGUUGAUGCUCCUGGAGCUGUUUGACAGCGAGGACCCCCGGGAGCGCGAGUACCUCAAAACCAUUCUGCACCGGGUCUAUGGCAAGUUCCUGGGCCUUCGUGCUUACAUUCGGAAGCAAUGUAACCAUAUCUUUCUUCGGUUCAUCUAUGAGCUAGAGCAUUUCAAUGGUGUGGCUGAGCUGCUGGAGAUCCUGGGGAGCAUCAUCAAUGGGUUUGCUUUGCCCCUGAAGACUGAGCACAAACAGUUCCUGGUGCGCGUGCUAAUUCCCCUGCAUUCAGUCAAGUCUCUCUCCAACUUCCAUGCCCAGCUGGCGUAUUGCGUAGUACAGUUCCUGGAAAAGGAUGCCACCCUGACAGAGCAUGUGAUCCGGGGGUUGCUCAAAUACUGGCCUAAAACCUGCACCCAGAAGGAGGUGAUGUUCCUGGGGGAGAUGGAGGAGAUUCUGGAUGUCAUCGAGCCCUCCCAGUUUGUCAAGAUUCAAGAACCUCUCUUCAAACAGGUGGCUCGAUGUGUCUCCAGCCCCCACUUCCAGGUUUCAGAGCGGGCUCUGUAUUUCUGGAACAAUGAGUACAUCCUCAGCCUCAUUGAGGACAAUUGUCACACCGUGCUGCCCACCGUGUAUGGGACCCUCUACCGCGUCUCCAAAGAGCAUUGGAACCCGACCAUCGUGUCUCUGAUCUACAACGUGCUUAAAACCUUCAUGGAGAUGAACGGGAAGCUAUUUGAUGAACUCACGGCUUCCUACAAACUGGAGAAGCAGCAGGAGCAGCAGAAGGCCCGGGAGCGACAGGAGCUGUGGAAAGGCCUGGAGGAGCUCCGGCUGCGGAGGCUGCAGGGUGCAGAUGAAGCUUUGCUCCACCGGCUUGGGGCCAGGCCAGCCCCAGGAGGGGAGCAGAGCUAGAGGGACCCCCCCCCUCACACACACACACACACACACACACACACACA
Messenger RNA from Phascolarctos cinereus (koala), 2573 nucleotides. RefSeq names its product protein phosphatase 2 regulatory subunit B'beta (gene PPP2R5B). Gene Ontology annotation, biological process: signal transduction; protein dephosphorylation. Gene Ontology annotation, molecular function: protein phosphatase activator activity. Gene Ontology annotation, cellular component: nucleus; protein phosphatase type 2A complex; cytosol. The record is from RefSeq and is a predicted model, not a curated record. Lineage: Eukaryota; Metazoa; Chordata; Mammalia; Diprotodontia; Phascolarctidae.